Molecule: messenger RNA, 1652 nt
Organism: Silurus meridionalis
Lineage: Eukaryota; Metazoa; Chordata; Actinopteri; Siluriformes; Siluridae
Gene: hrh3
Product: histamine receptor H3
Exons: 3
Coding region: 79-1512 (477 amino acids)
Biological process (GO): adenylate cyclase-activating adrenergic receptor signaling pathway
Cellular component (GO): membrane
Molecular function (GO): histamine receptor activity
Source: RefSeq, a predicted model, not a curated record
CCCCGGCGCACACCGCACGCGCGUGUCCGGCACGUUGCCCAUGCCUCUACCUCCUACCUCUGACUCUGCCUCAGCAGCAUGCAGUCCUCACUGUUCGCCGUGGGUCACAGUUUCGGGCUCCCGACGCCCGUGUCCUCCGCGUGGAAACCUUCCGCGGACGCGCCGCUCGCGCUGCUGCUUUCCAACUGGUCCGCGCCCGACAGAGUCAACGGUACCGUGGACGCGCUGGAGCACAGAAGGCGCGCGCAGUCCUACGGCCAGUUCUCGCAGAGCUCCGCGGUGCUCGUCACCGCGCUCAUGACGCUCCUAGUGUUCGCUACCGUGCUCGGGAACGCGCUCGUCAUCCUGGCGUUCGUGGUGGAGAAAAGUUUGCGCACACAAGGCAACUUUUUCUUCCUCAAUCUGGCCAUUGCGGACUUUCUGGUCGGUGGGUUCUGUAUCCCGGUGUAUAUUCCCUACGUUCUGACAGGGGAGUGGAGGCUGGGCAGAGGUCUGUGUAAGCUGUGGUUAGUGGUGGACUACAUGCUGUGUACAGCAUCAGUCUUCAACAUUGUGCUUAUCAGCUUCGACAGGUUCCUCUCUGUCACCAGAGCUGUGAGCUACCGCUGCCAGAAGGGUGUGACCCGUGAGGCCGUGCUGAAGAUGUUGUGCGUCUGGUUGGCUGCUUUUCUCCUUUAUGGACCAGCAAUCAUCAGCUGGGAGCACAUUGCUGGGAAGAGUGUGGUUCCUCACGGUGAAUGCUACGCAGAGUUCUACUUCAAUUGGUACUUCCUGAUGACCGCCUCCACUGUUGAAUUCUUCACACCUUUUAUAAGUGUAACCUAUUUUAACCUCAGCAUCUACAUUAAUAUCCGGAACCGCUGUGUGCUCAGAGAAGAGCGUUCCACCUGCGUGCACCUCAGGAACGGGAGAACCAGAGAAGCCAAGCCGUUCUGCACUGCCGACGUUCAGCGUGUAUUUUUUGUGAGGCCAGCUGAAGAGAGCAGUGUUGUUGAAAACUCAAACUCUAGGUCACGGUGUUGUCGGUUGUCCAACGCUACAGUGUCAGGAACUGAUUCUGAAAAUACCGGACGGACAACAAAGAGGAGAAUGAGUGCAAUUCCAGAUCUUCCACCUCUUCAGGUUGGAGAUGUGGUGAACGAGACGGGAUUUAAUUGUGCUGAAAAUGCAUGCCUGUCGCACAGAAGCCGAGCUGACAUUUCCUCAAGUCUCGCUAGCCGAUUUCGCCUCUCCAGGGACAAAAAGGUGGCCAAAUCACUGGCUGUGAUUGUGUGUGUGUUUGGCCUUUGCUGGGCUCCGUACACACUCCUGAUGAUCAUCCGUGCUGCCUGUCACGGCCAGUGUGUUCAGCACUACCUGUACGAGAUCUCCUUUUGGCUUCUGUGGAUUAAUUCCUCCAUCAAUCCUGUGCUUUAUCCGCUCUGCCACACCAGCUUUAGGAGGGCUUUCAGUAAACUGUUGUGUCCGAGUAAAAUAAAGAUCCAGCCACAGUACAUGGACCAAAAAUACUAACACAUGCAGGACUGAGAUCUUUGAGGUGUUCAUUUGUGCUGAUGAUGUUCGUGUCAGGGUGUUUAAGUAAUCUCUAUCAGUAUUGGAUUAGUGUAUUAAAAAAAGAAACUGUAGUACUGAUUGAAGUACUGUAAACCCAG